AUGACUUUCACAGCCAAUAUCUGGGCCUGCUACGCUGGCGACAUUGUCUUCAAGUGCCUCUACAUGCUGCUUAUCACCAUAGCCAUGUGAGUGCAAAUAUAAUAAUGAUAAAUUGAGAAUUACUGCCGUCUGGUUAUGUAGAUAGAUCUAGCUAAACGCCUCAUGUCCAAAUUAAUGGAAAAGAUGAGCACUGCAAAUCUGGAAAUGACAUAGGGGCUGAUUCAAACUUAGGAAAUGUAAGCCUUCUCAAUAGUAACUAUUCAGACUUACCUUAUGCAGGUGCAUAAAUGGGAUUUGCAGGCAUGGUUCCCUUGCAUACGCUGAACACAUUUAAUUCAACCUCUGAAAACCCACCUACUUGCGGAGUUUUCAUUCAAUAGGGUUUUCAGUACAUUUAUCUAAAGCUAUCACUUUAAAUUUGGUGUACCUUUAAUUUGAAUUCUCUCCACAGAGUCACUAGAAUAUAUGGCGAGAACAUUCAGAAUAUUACGGAUCAAUGAAAGAAAGCCUUGUAAAUACAAUCAUAUUAGUCUCCUUUUAAGCACCAAUUGGUAGAUUUAAAAAUCCUCUGAUUUUGUAUAUUAUUUAGGGUUAGGAAAGAAUUUAUGAAUAAUAAAAAAAAUAAAAAAUAAGGUUAGUGUGCCUUUACACACUAAAUAUAUUGGUAAAUCAAAAAUACUUUGGUUUGAUUCAUACUGAAAGUUUACAUAUUAAAUUGUUCAAUCCAUUAAAUAUUGGAAGGUGAGGAAAGGGUACAAUAGAGGUAGAACCGUAUUCCUAUAAAUCUACCUUAAUAAUCCUCACUAAUCAUGGAACUGUGAUGACAACGGUCCAGUCAUCGUGAACCAUGCACCAGGCUCCAGGUUUAAACAGCUACAUAUGGUCUGAGUUCCAUAAUGAUUCAAAUAGGCUACAUGUCCCAAAUUAUUGCUUGUAAUACAUUAGCCUAAUAUGAUCCACUAUUGUUAGCGAUCCUCAGGAACAACCACACUAAUGUGAGAGAUGAAAGGUAAACAAACAAUGGAAUGGAAUGAUGCAAAAUGUAAAGAAACUAAAGUGAGUUAUAAAUGUAUUGGUAUACCUGACGAUGGCUACCGAUAGUGGCUAAUAUUCAACACGAUACAAGUUGUAAAGAAAUACAGUGAAAAGUCUGGGCAUAUAAUUAAAACAUUCUAGAAAUCAUAAAUAAACUCGGUCAUUUGCGCAUGGCUACAGAAGCCUAUAGCUUGGGUCUCCCAAAUUCAUCCCUGCAGGUUAUAAGGUCAGCAUUUCAUAAACCUCACUGUUGGAAAAUUGAUAUGUUGAUAUCCUUCAGUUUUCUGCCAUAUGACUGGUUUUACAUUUGUCUCCAGCGAUCAUAGGGUAAAAUAUAUUUACAAUCCCCUUAUCCAAACAACUUACUUAUUUACCUAGCACUUAUCAAUUUGUAAAUUACAGUGCAUGGAGAAUGGUGUUAUUUCUAUUGGGAAAAAUAAAGUAGGCCUAGAUGUUGCUCCACUUAGAACAGACAGGUUGCUCAAUGUUAUUCAUCGUUUCAUCAUGCGUAAAGGUGCUGGAAUUAUAAGGGAAUUAAGCCAAGGUCAGAAUACAGCAUAUCUGUAGACACCUCUGCCAAACCUACAUUUCUGUGAUCUCCAUCCUGAACGAAAAGCUGGCUGUGGAGUAGAGAAAAGAACCAUUUGCAUGCGCAUCAUUUGGGUCUGAAUCGGCCCCAUGGUGUUCAUCUAUUUAUUAUAUUAAUUUUAGAUUGUGGGAUAUAGCUGGAUCUCAAAAAACUAAUGGCCUGGGACGUGGACCCCUUUUUAGAUCCGAAAUGUAACGAAAUGACCCAUUAAUAUUUGGUAGAGGGAAAAACAUGUGCCCUCUUUCCUUCCAGGUUCCAAAUUGCUACUGAGAAACUGCACUGAUCUUCGGAGCAAACAAUUUUGGGGCUUUGGUCCUUCAGACUUUCAUCACAUCCAUUGGGCAUCAUCCCACAGGUGAGUUAACACCUCAAGUGUCACAGGACAAUAAUAAGACCUGCUUGCUAGCCCUACAACUGAAGAGUAAGGAAAAAGCUUUAUACCUCUCCACUCUUUCUUGCAGUUCACCAUUUAUGGAAGCUACUUCUCAGCCAUCGCUGUCAUUUUCUUUCUGAGGGGUGUGUACACGAUUAUGAGUGCGGCAAAGCCACAGAGACUCCACCACUGCAGAGGAGCAGCCUCCAAGUCUGAAAGACAGUGA
This is a messenger RNA of Coregonus sp. 'balchen', 2223 nucleotides long. The record is from the annotation of a GenBank genome assembly. NCBI's taxonomy places the organism in Eukaryota, Metazoa, Chordata, Actinopteri, Salmoniformes, Salmonidae.